This is a messenger RNA of Oryza sativa Japonica Group (Japanese rice), 2756 nucleotides long. RefSeq names its product 65-kDa microtubule-associated protein 3. Gene Ontology annotation, cellular component: cytoplasm; spindle. Gene Ontology annotation, biological process: microtubule cytoskeleton organization. Gene Ontology annotation, molecular function: microtubule binding. Lineage: Eukaryota; Viridiplantae; Streptophyta; Magnoliopsida; Poales; Poaceae. The record is from RefSeq and is a predicted model, not a curated record.
AACCGUAAUACAGAUACAAAAUUUUUACCUAUAAAUUAUUUUUAAUUGUUUCAUUAACUCUUUUUACUGCCCCACUAUGUACUUCUACUAGUUUGGUUCUCACUACUCACCACUCAGCAUAAUCUGCAACAGCUUUAUGAGUUGUUUAGCCUAGGCCCAUAUCAGUAAAACUUUCCAUCUCCAGCCCAAUUCAAAAUAAAAGGCCCAAGAGUGACUAGCCCGGCCCAGUAUAUCUAUCAGCCUGUGCCGCCCAAAUCCGGUGAUCCAAAAUCGUUUCCCCCUCUCCCUCCCAUUUUCAAGUUGUUUCGAACAAUUCUCUUCAAUCCCUCAUCAUUUCCCCCAAAAUCGCGCGGCCGUCUCCGGCCAAAUCCACGCCGCCGCCGCCGCCGCCGCCGCCGCCGCCGAGGACGACGCAGCGGUGCCCUCGUUUCGGCCUCCCGUAUCGCCCUCCGUCGAGCCGAGCCACCGAGACUGGCUGCGUGGUAUCGUCCUCACGAGGAGCGGCAAUCCGAAGGAGCGCCUCCUCCCGAUGAAGACCAUAUGCGGAUCCCUCAUGCACGAGCUCCAGGUCAUCUGGGACGAGGUCGGGGAGCCCGAGGCCGCGAGGGACAGGAUGCUGCUGGAGCUCGAGCAGGAGUGCCUGGAGGUGUACAGGAGGAAGGUGGACCAGGCGAACCGCUCCCGCGCCCAGCUGCGGCAGGCGAUCGCUCAAUAUGAAGCUGAACUCGCCGCCAUCUGCUCCGCCAUUGGCGAGACGACGGUCCACGUCAGGCAGUCUAAUCAGAAAGCAUGUGGAUUACGGGAUGAGCUCGGUGCAAUAUUACCAUACCUAGAAGAGAUGAAGAGGAAGAAGGUUGAAAGAUGGAACCAGUUUCUUGAUGUCGUAGGAAGGAUAAAGAAGAUCUCAUCUGAGAUAAGGCCAGCAAAUUUUGACCCUUUUAAAGUGUCUGUGGAUCAAUCUGAUCUAUCAUUAAGAAAGCUUGAAGAGUUAAGGGUGGAGCUGAAGUCCCUUGAAAAGGAGAAGGGUGAGAGGGUAAAGCAAGUUAUGGAAUAUUUGAAGACUUUACAUUCUUUAUGUGUAGUACUUGGUGUCGACUUCAAGAAAACAAUAUCUGAAAUACACCCUAGUCUUGAUGAAGCUGAAGGGCCAAGGAAUAUAAGCAACACUACAAUUGAGAUGCUAGCAUGGGCGAUUCAGAGACUUCGUGAAACAAAAAUGCAGAGGAUGCAGAAGCUUCAAGAUCUUGCAUCUACCUUGCUAGAACUAUGGAAUCUAAUGGAUACGCCAUUUGAAGAGCAGCAGGCAUACCAGAAUAUAACAUGUAAUAUUGCUGCUUCAGAGGCUGAAUUAACAGAACAGAACACCCUUUCCAUUGAGUUCCUCAACUAUGUGGAAGCUGAGGUAUUAAGGCUUGAACAGCACAAAGCAAGCAAAAUGAAGGAGCUUGUUCUCAAGAAGAAAACAGAACUAGAAGAACAUCGACGACGGGCACAUUUAGUUGGAGAGGAAGGUUAUGCAACUCAGUUCACAAUUGAGGCCAUUGAAGCAGGGGCUAUUGAUCCCUCUUUGUUGCUCGAGCAAAUUGAGGCUUAUAUUUCAACAGUGAAAGAGGAAGCUUUUAGCAGGAAGGACAUUCUCGAGCGAGUUGAGAAGUGGCUAAAUGCACGUGAGGAAGAGGCUUGGUUGGAAGAUUACAACAAAGAUGACAACCGGUAUAAUGCUGGGAGAGGUGCACACAUUAUGCUUAAGAGGGCUGAAAAAGCGCGUGUUCUGGUUAGCAAGAUUCCAGGAAUGGUAGAUGUUCUUGAAACAAAAACCAGAGCUUGGGAAACUGAAAGAGGCAAUGAGUUCACAUAUGAUGGCGUCCGACUUAUAUUGAUGCUUGAAGAAUACAUGGUUGUUCGUCAAGAGAAAGAGCAGGAAAGGAAGAGGCAAAGGGAUCAAAAGAAGCUUCAAGAUCAACGCAAAGCUGAGCAGGAGGCACUUUAUGGAUCAAAGCCAAGCUCUUCAAAAUCUCACAGCACUAAGAAGGUACCCAGAAACUCCACACCUGGAGUUCAACCUCCUAAAUCAGAGAUACUUCAUUCAAAGACUAUUCGUGCAACCAAGAAAACGGAAGAUAUCAACACUCCUUCCCCUGGUCAUAAAGGUUUAGACACUGUUGGUCUCCCUAUCAGGAAGUUAUUUCCAUCUUCCAACUCGAGCACUCUUCUUGAGAUGGAGACACCCCGGAAGCCCUUCUCUCAGAUUACACCUGGAAACAUAUCCUCAGCUCCUGUGCGUCCAAUCUCCACUGGUGGUACUGAAGAGAACAGGACUCCCAAGACAUUUGCACCAGUUCCUACGACUCCGAUGACAGUGAGCCCUCAUAUGCAAAUGGCAGUGACGCCUGUUCUUACCGCAAAAGCUGUUUCUGUACUCUCUUAUGACGAACCGGAGCUGACUUCACAAGAGGACACCGAGUACUCAUUUGAAGAGAAGCGUCUUGCAGUCUAUCUUGCCGCACAAGUGGCUUGACUGUCAAGGAUGCUGAUACAUCCGUUGUGUAGCUGAAAGUCUGAACCUUUGAUAGCAUUUCUCAUGUUACAGAGACUUGUGUAGGUCGACAGCAGUCGGCCUUAUUCAUAACCAUACUUUACGUUUUCAUCCCAUUGUUAAAGUAGUUACCUUGUUACUGCUGGCACUUGUCACCUGAUGAUGUGAACCAUUACCUUUCUUCGCUAUGUUGAUGGUUAUCAUUAGGUGGCUGAGACAA